AUGAUUCCAUCCUUAACAAAGUUGAAUCAUGUUACAUCAGAAUGGUCAGAUUCUGAAUUAAGUUUAUUACUGAGUGCGUUAAAAAGAGAUCGUUCAUUUUCAACACGUGAAUUGGCUGAAUUCAUACAAACGAAAAAGAAAACAGAGAUUAGAGAACUUAUAGCUUGCCUUAUGGAUGUGGAUGAGAAGAAUUUACAGGAUCCACAAAUUACUGUACCGGAAGUUAAACCUGAAGGAUCAAUUGAUAUUUUAUUACAAAUAACUAGACACAGUUGUACUGAAUACUAUAAUUAUAGUAUGGCAUUGAAUGAAGUUCUCCAGCGAGCUUCUACGUGGGAAAGUGUAGAAUGUCGUAAAAUCAAUAAAAGAGAUCCAGACCCUAUAUAUUUACCUUAUGCACAGGUUUAUCGGUUUUUUUCUUCAUUGGUUUGUGGACAACCAUUACCAAAUCUAUCUGACUUGUCGUCUGGCGCCUUUCUAGAUCUUUUAACAUGUUUAGACAGAAUUUUAAACUUUGUCAAUAUUAGCAAGAAAAGUGAAAAUUCUAAUCAGAAUUCCCAUUUAUUAAUUGAACAACUUCAAAAUGCGAAUAAAAUCGCUACUGAAAAAAUAGGUGUAUUUUUAGCAUUGGCCGCUGCUAUUCAAUUGAAUUCACGUUUAUGUUCACGACGUGGAUGUGAUAUUACAGAAAACUUUGAUGAACACUGUAUUGCUCCACUGUUUUUAUUAUCUAAAGUGAAGCAUCCUCAUACACUGAAACAAACUCGUGAAAUGGUCGAAUAUCUAAUUAAUCGAUUCGCGAAAUUAUGGUCAUUGCCGAAAUUCCCAUGUUCACAAAAUGGUUCAUUUGCUUCUGAAGGAGAAUUAAAUAUUCAGUCGACUGAUUUACCAGAUGCCUUAUUCAAACGUCUUAGUAUGUUUUCACUGAAUCCAUUUUCAUUCCCAAUGGAAGUGAUGUCUCCUUUUCAAAAAAUCUUAGAUGAUUUUAGACAUAUGUGUUCAAGCAGGUUCAGUUAUUUAAAUCGCUUCAAAUCAAUUUUAUACAUUUCUUUACCGAUCGGACUUCAACAUUCUGUCAAACGAUCCACACCAUCACAACCUAUAAAAGUUGUUAACCAAUGGAAGAAGCGUCGAACUGAAAAGUCGACCAAGAGUCGACCAACAUUACGUCAUAAAGCGUUGGAGAGUUCUGUACCUUUGAAUAAUUUGACAACAUUGAGUUUUGAUGAAAAUACAAAUCAAGUUGGCAGCAAUGCAUGUAGCGAUGAGAAAACUGAUUUGAAAGUUAACCUAACAUCACGUCGCUUUGUAAACUGGUGUCCAGGAACACAUUUCAUUCGUGUUUCAGAUCCAGCAGAAGAUGAAGCUGUCAAGAUGCUUAUGAAUACGUUUUUAGUUGUGAUAGUACAUUAAAGAUGAAAUAAAAAAAUUAAUAAAAUCCUCACAUGUUCAGUUCGAGAAUUUAAUCUAAUAGUCUUAAUCCAGUCUUUGACCAAGAAUUCCAACGUUUCAAAUCUACUCUUCUCGAUAGCUGCAACCAAUAUAUUAGCACAAAAGUCUUCUAACGAAAGAACAUAGAAAUCACCUAAAACUACUUAGAACUAAUAAAGAAUUGAUCAUAACACGUCCAGUUGAAGGUGCUGGUUUAGUGCUGCUAAACCGCAAUAAUUAUGUUGAAAAAAUGACAACGCUGUUAGCAGAUGACACCAAAUUCUCAAAACCAAUCAAUGAGAAAAACAAGACAAGUUAUAGAAAAACAACUAAUUGAAGUUCUUGAAAGAAUGAAAAAUGAUAAGUUAAUUGAAGGACAUGUCUUUGAGCGAAUAAAACCAACAGGAUCAUUAUUACAGCGACUAUAUGGUAUGCCAAAAAAUACACAAACCUGUCCUACCUCUCAGACCUAUUCUCGAUAUGUCAGGAUCUCCUUACCAUUUUAUCACAAAGUGGCUGACAAAUCUCUUAGAACCCAUCAGAAAACACAUUUGUAAUCACUCCAUACGUGAUACUCCUGAAUUUAUUGAGCACAUAAAAGAAGUGAGUAUAAAUGACAAAAUUAUGCUAUCUCUGGAUGUCGAACCAUUAUUCACUUAUGUUCCACUCACAGAGACCAUUAAUUCCAUCUGCAGGUACGUAAAUAACAGUCACUGUACUCACUAGAAAUGUUUAACUUCUGAGGGUGUUCAGAAAUAAUCGGAAAUCAAGAUUGUAGUCACAAAGGAAGAGGAAAAUGUGAAGUUACUAUGUAUGACCUCAUUAUUUUGCCUAUUUAUUGAACAAAUAUUUUAUGUUUUAAAUGAUCGACUACACAGAAUAAUAAGACUUUUACUACAAACCUACUUUUCAUCUUUAAUAUGCAAAUAAAGACGUCGAAUUUGGUCGAUACACAGAAUCAAUAACACUGAACAGAUGAACAUGGCGAAAAGAAAUGGAUAUAUGUAUCGAAAUGCAACUUCGCUAUCUAAUGCUGUAGGGAAAUAAACAAGUCAAUAAGAAAUUAUUAUUACGUAGGUAAUAGUGAUACAUAAAUACAUAUAUACAUUGGAAAUAUAAGAUUCAAUUCGAUAAUCAGAAGCCGUAGAAACACGGUUACCUAGCUAACAAUGCUAAAGAAAAAUUAAUCAAAAUAUAGCUUGUAUUCUCAAUAUUUCGCUUUAAGCUAUAUGUUUUCCUAUCAGUAACAGUACAACCGAUAAAUGGAAAUAUGUGGAACUUAAUAACUUCUCAACAUUUAUCUCUUGAUUCUUACGUAACUACCAUCCUAUUGACCAUCCGUUAAAAUUCUGUUCCUUCUUUGUUUCUUACAUUACGCAACUUAGCAACUUCUUGAUCACUUUGAAAAACCUUGGACCAGAUUAUCAGGUGAAACGUUGGAUUUACUUCAAAUUCUUUCGCUGAGAUUUUACAAAAACAUUCUUCCACUUUAAUGUCUCGCAUAAACUCGGCGCUCAAAUAUUGUUAAACUAUUCGUUCAAAUUUAGACGAAAGUUCUUAUUUAUUAAACAAAUAGAUGUUUAGUAUAGACCAACCAGUGAAUAUAUGUACUUUAAAAGCAAUCAACACAAUAAAUAAACAAUCAGGAUUCUUGAAAGUUACACAGCUAGGUAAAAAUCUUACCGAUUAAUGGACUAAUAUAAUAAGCCAAUAAAUAUGGUACACUUAACGAUAAUCCAAUAGUUACAAGCAAUGGUGCGAUUGCCCAAAGUAAACGCAUACAACGAGCAUCUUGUCGAUGAUGUGUCAUUUCAUCAUGAAAUAAUUCUAAACGAUUUCGUAACCACCAUGGCGGUCCAAGAAGAGUUGGGAUUGUUCACGAAAUCGAUUAUUUGUUGAAGUAAUCUGUCCAUAAGAUGAUGACGGCGAUGAUAAGUUUGGAGCAUACAAAUCUGUCGAAAUAUCGUCUGGUUCAUUAGUCAAUGUCCGUUGAGACGAUUCUACAGACAUGAAUCCCGAAUGAUUAUUCAAAUUAGAUGUUUGAUUAUGAGAAUCUCGACGUUGUUUGUAUGGUACUUCAGUUCCAUUUUCAGUAACAAUAAAAUCCUAAACCAAUAAACAUUAAGUAAAGCUGCUACAAGACAAGGUUACUCAUGCUGAUUACACAAUGAAUUCACGAUAUAAAUAAAUUUUUAAUAAAUUGUAAUGAAUUUUUGUUAAACGUUAAAAUUAAUGAGAUGUUAAAAACAGCAUACAUCAAUCGUACAAUAAGAAUAUGACAAAAUGCAAUUCCGUGUAUUAUAUGCUGGUAUCUAAUAAAUAAUUUAUGGUCGAUUACUUUAACCCCAUCCAAUUAAUUUGAAACGAUCAUUACAUUUUCAUGACUAACAUGUCGAUAUGAACAAUAUCUGUAAACAAGGAGGAUCCGAUGCAGAUGUAAAGGUGAGGCUUGGCAAAGGGAGAGCGACAUUCCUACAGUUGAAAAAGAUCCCGAUCUCAAAACAACUGUCAACCAACAUCAAAAUCAGAAUCAUCAACACGAAUGUGGAGACAGUUCUACUGUACGGAGCUGAAACUUGGAGAACUACCGCAACCAUCGUCAAGAAAGUACAGGUAGUCAUAAACAGUUGUCUACGCAAGAUACUCAUUGUCCGUUGGCUGGAUACCAUCAGCAACAGCCUACU
This is a messenger RNA of Schistosoma bovis, 4115 nucleotides long. The record is from the annotation of a GenBank genome assembly. Lineage: Eukaryota; Metazoa; Platyhelminthes; Trematoda; Strigeidida; Schistosomatidae.